AUGAUACCAGACACACUGACCAGCCUUUGCAGCCUGAGAAUAUUUGAAUUGGCAUAUAAUGAUGUUCAAGGGGACGUGACGGAGUUCAUCGAGAGUUUCAACAAGCUUAUAGGACCUCUGACCACUGCGAUAGGCAUGCUUUCUAACCUGAUUUACCUGAACAUAGGGUACAAUCAGAUGGAUGGUCUCAUCACUCAAGAGCACUUCUCCAAGCUUACAGAGUUGCAGGAGCUGCACUUAUCUGGAAAUUCCUUUACCAUGAAGCUGAACUCUGACUGGAUCCCUCCAAGGAGAUUGCUCACACUAGGAUUAAGAUCAUGCUAUCUUGGGCCGAGAUUUCCUCAGUGGCUCAAAUCACCAAAGAAUAUCUCCUACCUUUAUAUGUCCAAUGCCAGCAUAGCUGAUACCAUGCCUGAUUGGUUUUGGACUGUGUUUAGAAAGGCUGACGUUUUGGACCUCUCAAACAAUAACAUCAGUGGCACAUUACCAGCUACUCUUGGACAGAUGGACACCAGUUUCUUAGAUCUAAGCUCGAAUCAGUUCAUUGGUCCGGUAGAACAGCUGCCUCAGAAUAUAACGACUUUAGAUCUCUCAAGAAACUCCCUGUCAGGGGCUCUGCCAUUAAAUGUCAGAUGGCCAUUACUCAUAGACAGAUUGCUUCUAUUUGACAACCAUUUCACGGGCACUAUCCCGGCAUCGUUAUGCCAAAUGAAGUUACUAACACUGCUUGACAUUAGAAACAAUAUGAUAACAGGUCAGUUCCCUCGAUGUUCAGAAAAUGUGGCGUCAAGUUCAGGAACGGUGCCAUCAAACAUAGCUUCUGUGGAUAGUGAUUCAAGCUCUGAGAUAUCAUCGUCGAUGUCAAUUCAAACUCUGAGGCUCAACAACAAUAGCCUCUCGGAUGAAUUCCCUUUGAUAUUACAGAAUUGCCCAGAACUAACUUUUAUUGAUCUUGGGCAAAAUAGGUUUUUUGGAAGUAUACCACCUUGGAUUGGAGAGAAAUUACCACAGCUGAAAUUUCUGAGCCUCAGGUCCAACAUGUUUUCUGGCUAUAUACCCACCCAGCUUAGAGGACUUCGAUAUCUCCAAUAUUUGGACCUAGCACACAACAACUUCUCAGGUACUAUACCUCGAUCCCUAUUAAACAUGGAUGGCGUGACCAAGACUACAGAAUUAGCAGCUCGGGAUUACCCAUCCAGCACUUCCAGCGACAUGGCUACAGUAGAUGAUGGCAUUACUGUAGUAGAUGACCCCCAACAUCCUGGUGGUGGGUAUGAGUAUGCUAUGAUCGCUAGCAUAUUUGUAGUCACAAAAGGGCAAGGGCGCGAAUAUAUUGGUCGGUUCAUAGACAUAGUGAGUCUUGAUUUAUCCUGCAAUCAUUUAACUGGAAAUAUCCCCGAAAGCAUAGGUCCUGCAGCAGGUUUAGUGAAUAUGAAUCUGUCUUUGAACCACUUGACCGGAAAAAUCCCAGAGAACAUUGGCUCCAUGCACUCACUGGAAUCACUUGACCUCUCCAGCAACCAGCUCUCUGGCGAAAUCCCUCCGGGCUUAUCCGAUCUAACAUCAUUAAGCUAUCUGAACUUGUCCUACAACGAAUUAUCAGGAAGGAUACCGUCGGGGCACCAGCUUGACAACACUCAACCCUUCCGACCCCGCAUCCAUGUACAUUGGCAACGCAGGCCUCUGCAAACCUCCUCUUCAGAAGAGCUGUCCGGGAAACCAUACAGCAGAAAGCCACUUCACAGCGAGCAAAGAGGGAUCCGAAGCGAUGCCCUUCUGUUUCGGGUUAAGCGUGGGCUUUGUGGUUGGCCUCUGGGUGGUGUUCUGCUCCCUUCUCUUCAAGAAAACAUGGAAGGCCUCCUAUUUCCGUCUCUUUGA
Triticum turgidum subsp. durum (durum wheat) is the source of this 1878-nucleotide messenger RNA. NCBI's taxonomy places the organism in Eukaryota, Viridiplantae, Streptophyta, Magnoliopsida, Poales, Poaceae. The record is from the annotation of a GenBank genome assembly.